Molecule: messenger RNA, 3845 nt
Organism: Esox lucius (northern pike)
Lineage: Eukaryota; Metazoa; Chordata; Actinopteri; Esociformes; Esocidae
Gene: sestd1
Product: SEC14 and spectrin domains 1
Exons: 20
Coding region: 378-2669 (763 amino acids)
Source: RefSeq, a predicted model, not a curated record
UAGUAAUAGUCCAGCCCACUUAAAACAAAUCAUCUUUCAAUAGCUAUUCCGUAUCGAUAUGACUGAGUAACUUUUGAGGGUAAAUCUUUUUUUCUAACGGUUUCGUGGGUUUAACAAUGUUACAGAUGUGAUCGCUAAAGAAAUUUGGUGGAACUGUUUCGCAAACUGGAAUGUUUCAAUAGAAACAGCUGCAUGCUGCUGCUCCAACAGAAUAUAUUGAUUUAACAUCGUAUAAUGGCACACAAUUCGUCCUGUUUCGUCUGAGUGUUGACCUGUUGUCAUGGGUAUCUCCUCUUUGCAGAACAUGGGCCCAGAAGGAGAGGUUUGAAGGAGGUCCCUGUUAUUUCUAGAAAGACUUCAGGGCGGAACUUGCUAUUAUGGAGGCAACCAACAUACUGCCCAUUUUGAAGAAGCGUCUUGCCUUCUUAUCAGGAGGCAAGGACAGACGCAGUGGACUGAUCCUGACCAUUCCACUAUGUACGGAACAGACCAGUAUGGAGGAGCUGAGUUCCACGUUGGACUACCUCCUCGGCAUACCCAGUGACAAGUGCAAAGCAAGAGGUUUCACAGUCAUCGUGGAUGGGCGCAAGUCACAGUGGAACAUUGUAAAGACAGUGGUGCUCAUGUUGCAGAAUGUGAUUCCAGCAGAGGUGUCCCUGGUGUGUGUGGUGAAGCCUGAUGAAUUUUGGGAUAAAAAGGUCACUCAUUUCUGCUUCUGGAAGGAAAAGGACAGACUAGGCUUUGAGGUUAUUCUGGUAUCUGCCAAUAAGCUCACACGCUACAUUGAGCCUUGUCAGCUGACUGAUGAGUUCGGAGGAAGUCUGGUGUAUGAUCACAUGGAUUGGGUGAACAAAAGACUGGUCUUCGAGAAGUUUACAAAGGAGUCCACAUCCCUUCUAGAUGAGCUGGUGGUCAUCAACGAGAGUGAGAAAAGCAACCAAUUAGACAAAGAAAGGCCACCAGAUUGUAACUUCCUACCCUCAUUUGAUCCUGAAACAGUUCUACAAACCGGCCAUGAGUUGCUGUCGGAGCUGCAGCAACGUCGGUUUAACGGAUCAGAGGGGGGGGGUGGAGCCUGGUCCCCCAUGGAUGACGAGCUGCUGGCCCAGCCUCAGGUCAUGAAGCUGCUGGACUCCCUCAGGGAACAGUACACCAAGUACCAGGAGGUGUGUCGUCAACGCAGCAAACGAUCUCAGCUGGAGGAAAUACAGACCAAGGUCAUGCAGGUUGUGAAUUGGCUUGAGGGGCCUGGCACGGAGCAACUGCGAACCCAGUGGGGGAUUGGAGAUUCCAUUAGGGCCUCCCAGGCCCUGCAGCAGAAACACGAGGAGAUAGAGAGUCAACACAGUGAGUGGUUUGCGGUGUACGUGGAGCUGAACCAGCAGAUAGCGGCGCUGCUCAGUGCCGGAGACGAGGAGGACCUAGUGGAGCUGAAGGGUCUACAGCAGCAGCUCAGCGACGUCUGCUACAGGCAGGCCAGCCAGCUGGAGUCCAGGCAGAACGUUCUGCAAUCAGCGCACGAGUUCCACAGCACUGCCCAGGAUCUGUCCCAGCAACUGGACGGUCUACUGGGCAUGCUCUGUGCAGAUGUUGCCCCUGCUGACGGGGCCGCCAUCCAACAAACACUCAAGCAUCUCGAAGAAAAACUCAAGAGUGUUGAGGGAGCCCUGGCUGGGCUGAGAGAGAAAGGCCAGGUCCUGAUGGAUCAGAUGUCUAACCAGACCUCCUGGUCCUAUGGGAAGGAUGUGCCCAUCGAAAAUAAAGAAAACAUUGAUCACAUCCAAGGAGUCAUGGAGGACAUGCAACUCCGGAAACAAAGAUGUGAAGACAUGGUGGAUGUGAGGAGACUGAAGAUGCUUCAGAUGGUCCAGCUGUUCAAGUGUGAGGAAGAUGCAUCGCAGGCUGUGGAGUGGCUGGGAGAGCUUCUGGAUGCUCUGCUGAAGACACACAUCAGACUGGGGGACGACUCACUGGAAACCAAAGUGCUGCUGGAGAAACACAAGAAAUUUGUGGAUGUGGCUCAGAGCACCUACGACUACGGUCGGCAGCUGCUCCAGGCCACCGUGGUGCUGUGUCAGUCUCUGCGAUGCACCACGCGCUCCUCCGGGGACACCCUGCCACGCCUCAACCGGGUAUGGAAACAGUUCACCGUGACCUCUGAGGAGAGAGUUCACCGGCUGGAGAUGGCCUGCUCCUUCCACACCGCAGCUGAGAAGUUAUUGGUGCAAGCCAGCCCAGACCAGGGGAAUCUCUCAGCAGAGGUAGAACAGGAGACCUAUGAGGAGGUGGAGAUGGUGGGGAAAGCCCUAUUGGACAGACUCACCGUGCCUGUUAUAUUCCCAGAUGGGAGCGAGCAGUACUUCGGAAGCCCAGGCGACAUGGCGUCCUCUGCUGAACACAUCCGAGAUAAGAUGAAGCUGGUGGAGGACAGGAAACUAACUCUGCAUGAGGAAGAUGAAGAGGAAGAAGACAUUGAGCAGCUACAGGAAGAGCAACUGCAGGAAGUUGAGCAGCUACAGUAUGAGAAGAUACAUGACCAGGAUGAAGAGCUAGAGGAUGAAGAACUACAAGAUGACCAGGAACUACAUGAUGAUGAAAUACAGGAAGUCGAUGAUAAACUACAAGAUGAGGAAAAACUGGAGACAGAGGUGGAGACUCAAGAAAGCUAAUGAAGCUGUUAUAACAGCUAGCCUGGUCCCAUAAGAGUUUGUGUUGUCUUGCUAAAACCUGUUGCCAAGACAGCAUAAGCAGAUAACAGCAGCAGCCAGCAGUCCACUAGAUAUUCAGGACAUAAUGCUCCAGAACUCUAGAAUCUUGUCAAUCUUCCCAUGUGACCACAUUUCUGCCAUCUCUGUUGUACUCUGCCUCGCCAAGCCAUAUUAACUUAGAAACAGUUAAAGAUAGAAUAUGGUUCUCUAGGAUCCACUGACAUUGCUUACUGUACAUGUCUUGGAAAGGAGAGGAAAAAGAGAAACAAAGGAAGAGACUGAAAGCACUGGCUGAACUGAACUGAACUGAAAUGGACUUUUUCCCCAUAAAGCUUUACCUUGACUGUCGCUUAUCCUUCUAAAGUUGCAUUCACACUGCACUUUGCUCAGGGUUAGUACGUUUAACCCAGGGUUAAUGUGAGCCCUGAGCUAAGAACAUUUGGUGUGAAAAGCCCUUAACGUGUGAAAUAAGCUUUUACAUGGUGCUAAUAAACCUUUUAGAAUGUACAAAAAGCAAAGCAUCAUCUAUCCCCCCUUGGUUCCAUCCUCCAGGUUCUGUAUUCUGUCAUUUCCCUGUUGCUUUUUAUUCAUAAUACCUCCAAGUGGUUUCUAGGAGAUAAAAAGACGAGUGUAAAAAGGUGUGCCAUUAUGUAAAUCCAUUCUCAUUUUCAAGGCCUUUUGAAUUUGGCACUAACUACCCAGCUGACCAUUUCCGGUAAAGACUGACUAGUGUAUUGUAGGGAUACAUGAGUGCUCAACCAGCUUUAAAUUCAUUUGACUGUCUUCUGUGUAUCAAGGCAAAAUGUAAAGUCAGAGCUUUGUUAUAAACCUAGAUUAGAGUGCUAGAUUGAGGGCUGUGUUUUUAAUAAUAAAAUGUGAUUUGGGAAUUGUUCUUCAUCUCUACCCUAAUUUUCAUUAUAAUGUAUGCAUACAGCACAUACGCCUUUUGCAUCAUGAGGCAUGCUAUUGAAAUAUUAAUUCUAUAUUUAUUUUGUUUUGUACUGUAUAUUGGCAUUUCACAUAACAGUGAAAGUCAUAAUGCUUGUGAAGUUUUUAGGUUUGCGAGGCUAACCAUGUAUUUCUUGAAAUUCUGGGUACUGCAAAAUAAAUGAGCAAACUUUUGAAAGACUUAUCAGA